Suillus subalutaceus is the source of this 1231-nucleotide messenger RNA. RefSeq lists its product as uncharacterized. The transcript has a single exon. Bases 381 to 1133 code for a protein of 250 amino acids. The record is from RefSeq and is a predicted model, not a curated record. NCBI's taxonomy places the organism in Eukaryota, Fungi, Basidiomycota, Agaricomycetes, Boletales, Suillaceae.
CCAGGCCCUUAGGGUUUGUGUUUACCUGAGAUUGAUUUGGCUACUGUUUUUUUUCUCGUCUGAGACGAGCUCAACACGAGGACGAACAUUCAACGUUAAACUUGGUAAGCGCCCUCCGGAACUCGAGCCUCAUCUAAUACUUUCAAUCUCCAAAUACUGGACAUGCAUCCGGCCUUGCAAAUUCUCGAAGUGAUAGACGUCAUCAGCUCACACACAGAACAUGGAUCCCUUCCUGCACUUGCAUCCACGUGCCGUACCUUCGAGAGUUCAGCGCUUAAUGUCCUUUGGAGGAAUUUGCAGUCUGUGGAGCCACUUGUCAAAUGUUUACCAAGUGACCUGUUUGGCAUCGAUGGUGGAGGUUUGGUGUGUCACAGUUUCGUAUGAUCGUGAACUUCAGACUAAGUUCACAUAUGCAGGUACUACAGAAACCUCUUGAUCACAAGAUGUGGGACACUUUUUCUAGAUACACGUCCCGUGUGCGCUCUAUCAUACAAUUUGGCAAUUCGACGUCUAUUGAGCCCCUCAGUUUGAUACUGCUGUCUUGUCCUUUUGCACCCGCGUCCUUGUUUCCCAAACUCUGUCAACUGAUAUGGUUUGCCGAUGUCACUCGUGGCGCUACAGAGUUCUUGUGCAUGGCUUUCGUGCCCUCCCUAUUGUCCUUGUCCUUGAACGUGGAUAUUUCUUCGGCGUCCCCCGCCUUUCUCCCGGUCUUUUCGUCUCUUGGGACUUUAUGUCCUCGCCUUCACACCAUGACUUUGAGAUCAACACAUCUUCGUGCAGUCGACGGGCCGUCUCCUAACGAUUCACCCUUUAUCAUACAACCUAUUUCCCAACUCCACCAUCUUCGUAAUUUGGACAUAUGGGACCUAGGAAUACAAGGCAUCCAGCAAAUUAUGCUGCUACGAGCUCUGCAGACGGUGACCCUUGACUUCAGGACAUCCCCAUUGUCAGUUUGGGACAGACGCUCGCCUUUGCGACUCCCCGGCUUUCAAAAUUUGCAUCUUUUGUGCCUUAGUGCCGACGAAUGUGAGCGUCCCUUGAACUUCUUGAGUUCACUUUACAAUUGUCAGAACCAAAAAAAUUGUGGUCAGCUUCACCCCUCAGGUUGCACAGCCCCUCGCACUUUCCCCUGAUGUUAUCACAGUUUCUCGCCAUCCUCCAAGAGAAAUGCGACAACAACAAACUUGAAUACUUUAUUUUCAAUACAUUUUCAUUCAGGAUGCCUAGGAUA